ACAAAUACAGAAAGGAAAAAGCAAAAAUAGAGAUGAGUGAUGAGCACUGCAGUAGAGUUCUCUACUCUGCAGAUGAAUAUGCAGACUGCUCUUGUUUUCUUUCUCUAUCAUCUGAAUUACUGCUCCGAAGCUUGGAACCUUUGUAAUUCUCAGCCUCACGCAUGCUUUGGGUUUUCUUGGAAUUACACUAUAAAUACAGUUUAGCAUCGGAGCUGCACGCAAAACAUUUGUUGAUAUUCCUGAAUAGUAUAAUCAGAUUGAGUUUGUAAAGCCCGCCCAAAGAUGAUUAUCAGACUACGAAGCCGUGAUGGUUUGGAGAGGGUCGCAAUCGACAACCCACUCGCCACCGUGGCCCAACUUAAAUCCGAAAUUGAAACCCACCUCCGGGUUCCCACCGACGCUCAAAUUCUCUCCACAAAUCGGAAUUUGCUCUUGUCAAAAUCCAGGAACGACUUGAGCCGGUUCACCGAUAUGUCCGACCCGAGUGCCCGGUUGUCCUCCCUCAAGGUUGCUCACGGGUCUGUUGUUUACCUUGCUUAUGAAAGCGAACGCACUGUUGCUGGCCCGGCAUUCCACCGUGCUGGCUCCUCCGGUAAGAAGAUGACAAUGGAUGACUUGAUUGCUAAGCAAAUGAGAGUUACGCGGCAGGAGAAAGCGCAUUCUGAGCUUGUGUCCUUCGAUCGUGAUGCAGCAAAUGUGUUCCAGCAUUAUGUGAAUGAAAGUUUGGCUUUUGCAGUGAAGCGUGCGGGGUUUAUGUAUGGGACAGUGUCAGAGAAAGAGAAAGUUGAGGUGGAUUUUAUCUAUGAGCCACCACAAAGGGGGACAGAGGAGAAUUUGAUGCUUUUAAGGGAUCCUGAUGAGGAGAAGUUGGUUGAGACUAUAGCUUUGGGGUUGGGAAUGAGGAGAGUGGGGUUCAUAUUUACUCAGACGAUUAGUCAGAAGAAAAAGGACUACACGAUGUCAAAUGCAGAGGUUUUGCAGGCUGUGGAGUUGCAUACGGAAGGGAAUUUGAAAGAAUGGGUCACUGCUGUGGUGAAGCUGGAGGUGAAUGAGGAUGGUGGAGCAGAUGUGCAUUUUGAGGCCUUUCAGCUGAGUGACAUGUGCGUUCGGUUGUUUAAGGAAGGGUGGUUUGAAAGGGAGAUCCAAGAAGAAGUUGAUCCAAAGCUUUCGAGGAUGAAGAAAGACGUGGUGGUUGGGGGAAAAGAUACAAGGGAUGUGGACAACGAUUUCUUCUUGGUUGUAGUGAAGAUUUCUGAUCACCAGGGCCCGCUUUCAUCGACGUUUCCCAUUGAGAACAGGAACUCCCCGGUGACAAUGAAGGCAUUGAAAAAUCAUCUGGACCGUACAAAGAGACUCCCUUUUGUGAAACGAAUUUCUGAUUUCCAUCUGCUGCUCUUGAUCACCAGGUUCUUAGACGUCAAUGUUGAUGUUCCUGCAUUGGCAACCUGCGUACAGAUGCAGGCUACUCUGCCUGAAGGAUAUCAGCUACUAAUCGAGUCGCUGGCCACUGCUUCUUGAUGUGGGAAAGAAUGCUUAUUGAUCGAGACAGGAUGGAACACACUAUGCUGAAACUGCACAGGGCAACAGUGUUUCCAUAAGACCAGAGACCGUAAGAGAAUACAUGGGCGUCUGCUCCAGAUUUAGCUGUGUUUCAAUUAAAUCUGCAGAGGGCAACAAUGUUUCCAUUAAAACCAGUGCUUCCAUUGAUUUGUAAAGUGACUUCUAUAUUCUGUAUCUAAUUCUCCUGCUUUGGUUCUGUCUGAUAUUCUUGUUUUUAA
Messenger RNA from Sesamum indicum (sesame), 1778 nucleotides. Its product is annotated as NPL4-like protein B. NCBI's taxonomy places the organism in Eukaryota, Viridiplantae, Streptophyta, Magnoliopsida, Lamiales, Pedaliaceae. Gene Ontology annotation, cellular component: nucleus. Gene Ontology annotation, molecular function: ubiquitin binding; ubiquitin protein ligase binding. Gene Ontology annotation, biological process: ubiquitin-dependent protein catabolic process. The record is from RefSeq and is a predicted model, not a curated record.